Messenger RNA from Gongylonema pulchrum, 312 nucleotides. The record is from the annotation of a GenBank genome assembly. Lineage: Eukaryota; Metazoa; Nematoda; Chromadorea; Rhabditida; Gongylonematidae.
AUGGAUUGGGAGUCAUUAUCUCUCUAUCCUCCGAUGGAUGUGUACGAUUACUACACGUCACGGUUAUCAAUUGCUUGCAAUGAGAUUUUAUCACGAAUCCGAGAUCACAGCUAUGGGCUGGAUGCAUAUUUCCUGGAAUCGGUUAUCGAUCGAAUAUUCAAUGAUCCGCAGAUCGACCUGCUGUCGGUGCUGCCGCGACCAGUUUCUGAUGUGGGAGUGGAAUACGAUCAAGUAGUCGAAGUGGUCGGCACGAAAUCAGUUGCUUUCAAGGUUCCUUUACAGUCCUCUCAUUGGCUGUAUUCUCGGGACUAG